AUGGUGGAUUACUAUAAUUACAAGAUGUCAGGCAGCGAGGAGGAACCCGAAUCGCACUCGCAGUCAGGGAUGACCAAGGCGGAGCUACGAAGGAGCAACAAACCGAUCAUGGAGAAGCGGAGGCGUGCUCGGAUAAAUCAGUGUCUGGACGAGCUGAAGAGCCUGAUACUCGAGGCGAUGAAAAAAGACCCAACCAGGCAUUCGAAACUCGAGAAGGCCGAUAUCCUCGAAAUGACGGUGAAGCAUUUACAGGCGGUACAGCGUCAGCAAUUGAGCACGGCGGUCGCUACCGAUCCGGCGGUGCUAACGAAAUUCCGUACCGGAUUUUCUGAAUGUGCUACCGAAGUAUCGCGGUACGUCAGCCACCUCGAGAACGUCGACCCUGUCGUGAAGCAACGACUGGUAUCACAUUUGAACAAUUGCGUUAGCAAUCUCCAGCAAAUGGCGCCAUUCUACAGCCACUACGUGCCCUACAUGCCGGAACGGCUCUAUCCGGAGGUGAAGGUCGGUUUCCAGAGCGAUUUCCAGAAUGGCGACGAGAAUAAUAAUGGAAGUGCCAGGAUACAGAUACCAAACGGCGUUCAGUUGAUACCUAGCAGACUGCCGACCGGAGAGCUAGCUCUUUUGGUACCGCAGUCGGCGGCCAUUUCGGCAAACUUUCCUUUCUUUCCCCCAGCUCCCGAGGCCGUUUCCAAAAUCGGACAAUCCUCCGCUUUCACUUCCGUUCACAGGCCACAGAGUCCACUGUUGAGCCCAUCCACGUCCACGUCCAGCUGCGGCGAAGAAAGUCAUCAGCCCGAACACUACCCUCAGGCACACUCGCCUAAUCAUCGGGAACGUCGAUUCAAGAUUCCCGGUCAGAGUCCGGCUUCCUCCAAGAGUUUCUCUUCCUCGCCCGAGACUCAGAAGCCGCAGAUCAGUUCGACCAGCGGCAGCAAGUCACCGGUACCGAUCUUCACCGAACCCAAGUCCGACGCGAAUUAUCUAUCCAGAAAAGAUUCCGCGGACUCCUCGGAAACGUUGAACAGCAACGGAAUGACUAUGCACAACUUGAGACAACCGCUUUCGGUGAUCACCGACAAAACGUACAAUCGUACCGGUUCCGCUACCCCGAGGAAAGAGUCCAUCAAGAGGCACCAUUCCGACGGUCUUCUAGUAAUCUCUGAUAAGAAAGCCAGGUACCAGGAACCUAUCAGUUCCACCGUGAAUUCUUCUAACGGCGCCCUAAAAUCCGGAGAAGAUCAGGCGAUUUCCGUGGAGGAUUUGUCGGGCAGAGCGACUUGCUCGACUAAUAGAAAUUCUAAUCCUAAUCCCAUGAAAUUUGCAGCGGUGGCUGGUCCUUCUGGGGCCAACGGCGAUAUGUGGAGGCCUUGGUGA
Messenger RNA from Eufriesea mexicana, 1377 nucleotides. It is a transcript of the gene dpn, whose product is annotated as bHLH protein deadpan. NCBI's taxonomy places the organism in Eukaryota, Metazoa, Arthropoda, Insecta, Hymenoptera, Apidae. Gene Ontology annotation, molecular function: DNA binding; protein dimerization activity. The transcript has 3 exons. The coding region runs from base 1 to 1377 and encodes 458 amino acids. Gene Ontology annotation, biological process: regulation of DNA-templated transcription. The record is from RefSeq and is a predicted model, not a curated record.